This is a messenger RNA of Capronia epimyces CBS 606.96, 888 nucleotides long. RefSeq lists its product as uncharacterized. Lineage: Eukaryota; Fungi; Ascomycota; Eurotiomycetes; Chaetothyriales; Herpotrichiellaceae. The record is from RefSeq and is a predicted model, not a curated record. Gene Ontology annotation, molecular function: oxidoreductase activity. Bases 1 to 888 code for a protein of 295 amino acids. The transcript is spliced from 5 exons.
AUGUCGGCAAGUAAUUCAACAACAGACGAGGCUGGCGUAAGAGGUGAGGUUCAAUACUUGGACAAGUCACCCCUUUACGAAACCGAGAAGCCUUUCGAGUGUACAAUCGAGCCCUGGCACUUCCCCGGCGCGAGGCAAAACAAUCUUUCUUGCACAGCAUACCAGGUUUUGUUCCACGACAUCUCUGCUUCCAAGGAGAAAUUUUCCCUUGACGUGCACGGCUUUCAAGUGGAGACACAUAUCUCUGCUCUCGUGUACGACGAUUUCUGGUCUGACGACCUCGUCCAAAACCUCUACUACCCAGAAUGCGAAGAGUUCUUCAAGACGCAUCUCGGGGCAGACGAGGUUUAUAUCUUUGAUCAUGUGCCCAAGCUCACUGCACGUCAGGUUCGCAAAGCCGACGCAGUCGUCGAGAUUGCCGGAGUCAAUGAGUUUCAGCGACUGCUCAAACCAUCCAUCAGAGUUCACGUUGAUCAGACUACCGAAUCGGCAAUCAGGAGAGUGAAGGAUGUUGUUCCUGACCGAGCGGAAUCUCUUCUCGCUCGUCGGUUUCGGAUAAUCAAGUACGUGACCAGGCCGGCCGCGAACCUUGACGCUUUACUGACAUCCAGCGAUCUCGUCUCACAGCACUUUCUGGGCGAGCAAUACUACCUUCGAUAUAGCCCCCGUCACCGCUGGUGGUACCAGAAGGACAUGACGCACCAACAGCUACUGGCGAUCAAAUGUUUCGACUCCAACGCCGUCAAGCCCGACAGUCGUGUUGCAAGAUUCGCUCCACAUGCUUCGUUCAUGACGGAUGACAAUGGCAAUGACGAUGGAGCACUACCAAUCCCAACGAGGCCUCGAGAAAGCAUUGAGAUCCGAGCUCUGGUAUUUUCCGCUGAUUGA